AAUAUUCUUUAUGUUUCCGACCUUGAUUACAAAACCGAUGACAAUCCCUACGGGCACUCGUCUUCCGCCCACCUGAUCCGUCGUUCACCUUCUCUAAGGCAGCAAAAGACGCGCCCCGGAUUUCUGGGACGAAAAGAUCGGUCUCGGGGUGGCCGGGAUCUGCAAUCGGGAAAGCACCGACCAGUACCUUAAUUGUCCAAGUUCAGUUGGCUUGUCGUCGAUCUUAUUGAAUGACUCGUCAAUCCCGUUUUUCUGGUCCAGUUGCCGUCGAGGUUGAUGAAAGGGUCUAUACGCAGCGCCGACCAAAAAACAGCCCACCUAUGAACCAACCGAGGGGACCACAAGG
Molecule: messenger RNA, 346 nt
Organism: Pyricularia grisea
Lineage: Eukaryota; Fungi; Ascomycota; Sordariomycetes; Magnaporthales; Pyriculariaceae
Exons: 2
Source: RefSeq, a predicted model, not a curated record